Betta splendens (Siamese fighting fish) is the source of this 4972-nucleotide messenger RNA. RefSeq names its product ankyrin repeat domain-containing protein SOWAHC. The record is from RefSeq and is a predicted model, not a curated record. NCBI's taxonomy places the organism in Eukaryota, Metazoa, Chordata, Actinopteri, Anabantiformes, Osphronemidae. The coding region runs from base 1085 to 2032 and encodes 315 amino acids. Gene Ontology annotation, molecular function: protein binding. The transcript is spliced from 7 exons.
UACAGAGCAGUUCCAUGCUUAUUACUGAUUAGUCAACUACACUAUUGGAUUGUGUAGUAAUUAAGCACACACUUCCUCUAAAUCCUUUCAAAAUAAAAGCACCAAGCCUAAUAAUUAGCUUUAAUAGCAAUAUUUCUGCUUUUGGCUGAGUAAUUAUGACUGUUUAAAGAUUUAACAGUUUAGUAAUUACCCACACAUACUUCCUCUAUGUCCUUUCAAAAUAAAAGCACCAAUGCAAUUUAUUAUCUUUAACUGCACUUUUUUGUCUUUUGAAUGGCUAACUAUGACUAUUUAAAGACUAACUGACAGUUAUUGACAGUUACGUUAUUACCCCCACACAUUUCCUCUAAAUCCUUUAAAAAUAAAAGCAGGUUUCUGAACUCUGUCAGGCAGCUUGACGUAUCACACCCACAUGCACAGCGCUGGAGACCAAGAGGUAAGUAUAAGUUCAUUAUCCAAGAUACAAGCAGAGGUCGAGGCACAAAAGCAGACAGCGUAAGUACAAAAGAAGCAGGCAAAAAGGGGUGGUCAAAAGACAGGUUGGGUUGGCACAAGGUAAGCUCAGCCACGGAACAGAAGGACACGGCAAAAGAAAAUCUAAUCUGGCAAUGAUCAGACAAUAGGCGCAAAUGCUGGAAAGAGGGGAGAACUCACAACAAUCUGGCAAAGGCAUGAGGUGAGUAUCGGGAACUAAAUGCCAAGACUAAUUACUGAUUGAUAACAGCUGAUGGAUCAUGUGACCGGAAGUUAAACUGGAACUUAACAUGGUGUGGCCAUACAAAAUGGUGGCUCAAGUCUAAGGAUGUUCCUGGAACCCAAGUCAGAGUUGGAUACGGAACCUUAAAAUUAACUAUUCUGAUUCUAGUGGAGAAGAAAAACGGAAAUAACUACAAAAUAAAACAGGAAAUUGGCACGAAAAAAAAAAUAAUGCAGAGACGUGACAAACUCACUCCUGGAUUUGCCUGACGCACAGGCCAGACAAACAACUCUAGACUGGGCCAGGGAGAUUUGUCACGCUACUACCUGGUUGUCGGACUGUGAAGGAUUUUUCUGGUGACUCGUUGGAUUGCUCCCAGACUCCAUCAUGUUCUGCUGCAGAUACACAGAUUGCUCUUCGUUCUGCUGCAGAUUAAGGAACUGUUUCACUUCCCCUUGUUGCUGUGAUGAACCUGGACUGUUCCUGUGUUUUUUUUGGUUUUCCACAUUCACUUCCUGCUUUAUUUUGGUUGCAUUUCCGGGUUCUGUUCUGUCAGGUGACUUUGUGUCAGUCUCCCAGCUGUGUCCCAUUUGUAAUCACCUCCCUGCAUUUGAGCAACUGCCAUCUUUUGUUCUCUGCCAGUUAGUUUUUGUCAUGCACCUGGUUUGUCAGCCUUCCAGUCUUUUCGAAAACCAAACAAUGGAUCAACAUUUACACUCCAACACUGACCAAACACCAGAGGACACCUCAAAGGAAGAACAUCCACUGCAAGCCCAGAAACGGGACCAGAAUCCUGAGAGUCUGAAAGGGCAUCAGGGCCAUAAGCUGCCAGUAGCAGGCCCGGUCCCAGGUCACUACUGGACUGAGCAUCAGGGUCCGGACCAGGCCCAGAACGAUGUCGGCAGCGUCCCAGUGCUGCUGAUCACUCAGACGGAGGUGCAGCCACCAUUGCAUCCAGUGAGUCCAUCAGGACCAGCGGAGCUCCUGCUGUGCACAGAGCCCAGUCUAAGCUCCAGGACUGACAGCUUCGACCUCCUGUCUCUGAAGAGCGUCUCAGUGUCGCUGUGCAGCGAGCCAGUGGCCUCCAGGAGGAGCGACGAGGACGACACCAGCAGCGUGACAGCUUCCUCCUUUUUGUCUCUGUUCCACAGGGUGCAGCUGGAUCCGCUGGAGAAGGACUGGAUGAGGUGCUCUGCUGCAGGGAACAUGGAUGCUCAGCACCAGUUGUUCGUUCAGGAGCCCAGUUUGCUAUUCAAGAAGGAUUUCAUCACUGUGAGUAUGUCAUGUCAGCUCAGUGUUACAGUGGGUUCCCCCGUUGUCUAUUCAGGACCCUAGGAACCCAUUGUGGUUGCCUUGUCGUGUGUUAUUAGAAGCUUUUUCCUCUUGGCAACAACAGAUGACAGAAAGUGUGUUGUAGUUGGGAAGUUGUGCGACAGCUCUGAUGGUUCCUAGUUAACAAAGUUCCCGAGGCUCUGAAAGGAAACGUGAGCAGGCCCGGCUUUGGGCCUACCUGCCGGAGGGGGUGUCUGGUUCGUGAUCCAGUGACUGAAGGACUCGCUCUGAUUGUGUCUCUCUCUUCUCUCACACCAUCCCUGACAACUGUGCUUGAUAUCAACCUACUGCUCAAGGGGGUGAGUUGUGUUUUCCUGUAGUUGAGCAAAUGCUAAUCAUGUAAACAGGUGAACAACCAGAACUCAACAACAAUUAGCUCAGUGUGGACAUGUGGACGUGUCUGCUCUUUGAGGAGCUGGAGGAGGAGGCAGAGGCCUAUAAACUCCAGCUCAUUUAGAGCCAUUCUUCUCUGGCAUGUUUGAAGUGAACCAGCGGUGGCGCUGCUCCUCAAGCAGCUGACAGCUCAGAACGGCCGCCGGCUAACGCAUACAAAAAAAACCUCUGCGGAUUUUUAUCACAACUUGUGUUUCCAUCGUGCCACGUGGCUGGAUCAGUGAACGACAUGGACCCUCUGAAGUGGUAAUAUGUCUCAUUAGGAAGUUAAAGCAAACGACAAAAACGAGACCUCAACAGCCACAAAGACUAACCAAACGACACAAAGCAGGAGUAAGACCGAACCAGCGGGCCCAGCAGGGAUCACGUCUCUCCGGAUGGGGGUCUCGCUCCAGUAUAAGAUGGUUCACAGUUCUGUGUCCAGAUGCUGUGCUAGGAUGUAGACUCCAUGCUCAUUAGGGGCUAGCGUGCUCUGAGCCCUGCAGCUUUAGCAGUAGGGAAGUGUAAUGAUAGUGUAAUUACAUGGUAAUUAAUAUCUGAGCAAACAGGCGCCUGAGGAAAGCUGCCCGGCUCCUCCACAGAUGGGAGGGACCGAUAAUUUCUCCACAAUCAGCCUGAGGAUUGGUUCCUCCCAAACACCUGAUUUCACAGUUUGGAGCUGAGGAUUUGGAAAUUAGGCGACAGGGAUGACGCAGGAUUGUCCUUGUUUAGGGUGAGUGCAGUGUGAGACGGUUCUUCACGUCCACUGUUUGAAACAAGCCCAUAUGGUGGAGCCAAUGUAGGUCGACUUUGAAACCUCACAAGUGGAAUUUUACACAGCGUUUCAGGCUCUGAGCUUCCCAUUCAUGGGAAGGUUCCCUCCAUAUGGACCCAUUCCCCACGGCUGUCUGGACCUCCCCAUGCAGAAGCAAUAACAUCAGUGGUGUAACCCUUACAUCUUACACUUCUUUUCAUGCCUCACUUGAUCAAAACAGACAGAGUGCAAUCUCUGCUUUUGAUGUGCUUUUCCAGUGCCGAUGCCUCAGCUUGUCUCUCCACAGCCUCCACAGCGCCACCAGCACACAGUGGCCUGCUGUGGGCAGACAGUUGGCAGUUUGUGCUCGGUCACCGUCUACGCUCGCCUCCUGCAUCUGUGGAGUCAGUGGUGCCUCAGGCCAUCUGUCCAUCAUAGUGCCAGCUUGGUUUAAACCUUGGCUUCAGGCCUGUGACAAUGCCUGGUUUCAGGAUAUAAUUUGUUUAACUGCAGCUAACAGUAAAAAUUAUUGAAAACUUAUUGAUCCCAGCAGUUCAGGAAAAUUAUCUGUGCAUUUGACGUGUCCGCUGGGGGGCAGUGGACAGCCAUGAUGCGGCUGGGGGAUCGAACAGAGGAUCGAUGCUUUAGCUACUGAGCUACCACUCCAGGCCUUCCUGCUGCUAUAUGAAGCUAGUUAGCACGUUAAUGAACCUGGUGCUUCAGGGGUUCUGUCCUUCAAACGCUCUCUUCCAGUCAAAUGUCGUCACUGGUCAACACUGUGGCUCAGGUGGAGGCUCAAACAGCCUCACCACAUGUCAAGAGUCGGCCAGGUGACGCAGGGUUCAGUUAGCACCUUCUAAUGAAAGUGUGCCCCCCGCCGCUCGGGGCUCAGCAGUCAGUCUGCAUCAGCACGCCAACACAAACACACCAACAAAACAAAGCUCUUCUAACUCUUCCUUCCCGCCUCCCCCGAAGACCACGUCCCACUCAAUUGUCAGCUGAAGGAGAAACAUAGGUGUGAGCUAAUUAAAUGAGCAGAAGACUGCUUGGAGCAAUGUUUGAUCCAGUUUGGAGCUCUGAGAGGGAGAAGGUCCAAUAACAGACAGGCCCAUACACCAGUCACCCCCAUCUCAGCCAGGACAGGAGGUUAGUUGUACAUCUGAAACCUGUUUUUAACUCAGACCUGCUAGUAGCUGCAGCCAAAACAAGGAUCAGGAUACACACGCUUUGUUUGCUCUAUUGGCGUCACUGUGUAUGUGCGUGUAUAUGUGUUCAGCUACUUGGACCUGACCUUUUUAUCUCUGUCUCUGUGGCCUCCUGCUUUCCACCAUCUGAGAAAUGUCCAGUUUGUAAGUUGUGCACUUUACAGUAAUGUCACUGAGUGUCUGUUGAGCAGAUUCUGUGUUAAACAUCAGCCAACAUAAAACACUGAAAUGCAGACAAUGACAAAAAAAACGGUCAGGUGAGAUGUCAGGAGUCGAGGGGUCAGAGCACCAUGCCACACCUGGUGGUAAAGUGCUCAAACACACAAACACACCACCCAUUGGGGGUGCGUUCCUAUUUGUUUACAUGUAACAACUUUUCUUCUGUCAGGGAUGAAGAAAAGAAGUUUAAGUCAAUAAUCAAAUCCUUCAUGGCCAAUUAGUUUGAAAAGAUUUGACACACGCACACUGCUGUGUGUUAAUGAGAGUUACUGUACUGCUAAAGAGGCCGGUUGUCACUUGUUGUAUUAAACAGGACUGUGUAAUCAGGAACCAGGACCAAGGGUUCGAUGAGAUCAUUACACAAAGCCAUGUUUACUACUUGACACUGUGUGU